AUGUCCGAGGGCCAAGAAAUCAGCUGGCAGUCAGACCAACAGGAAAUUAGGUCAAGCGUGAUGAUCCCAACCCCUUCGCCUCGCCAAGCCUCCGUGACGGAUGUGCGAUUGGCCGCGCACGAGAGACGGUCUGCCCCGCAGUCAUGCACACGCACACAGCAUAAAGUGGGACAGGGAGGCGGCAACAGCCUCACUGAUGGUGUGGGGCGGGGAAAUUUAAUUCAGUGCGACUGCAGGGGGGAAAUGGUGGCGGAGGAGGAGGAGGAGGAGGAGGAGGAGGAGAAGAAGAAGAAGAAGCAGGGAGGGGAAUGA
Messenger RNA from Spirometra erinaceieuropaei, 312 nucleotides. The record is from the annotation of a GenBank genome assembly. NCBI's taxonomy places the organism in Eukaryota, Metazoa, Platyhelminthes, Cestoda, Diphyllobothriidea, Diphyllobothriidae.